This is a messenger RNA of Brassica napus (rape), 393 nucleotides long. RefSeq lists its product as uncharacterized. Bases 1 to 393 code for a protein of 130 amino acids. The record is from RefSeq and is a predicted model, not a curated record. NCBI's taxonomy places the organism in Eukaryota, Viridiplantae, Streptophyta, Magnoliopsida, Brassicales, Brassicaceae. The transcript has a single exon.
AUGGAUUACCUGUUCUGGAGGAAAAACAGUAUUAUCGAGCCAGAACAAGACAGAGAUCCUUAUCCCUGGAUAAUCUGGUAUAUCUGGAAGGCUAGGAAUGACAAAUUUUUUAGGGGGAUAGACAAGGAUCCUUUGGAGCUAGUUCGAUAUGCAGAGACUGAAUGCCAAGCCUGGUUUGAUGAGAACGAGGUAGUACAACCAGUGGUACAAGUUAACGAUACUGAGGAACCCCAAGUCAUAAGCUUGAAUAAUAUUUGCUUGUUAGAUGGAUCUUGGACAGCCUCUGCUCACUUUAGUGGAUGUGGAUGGAUUUGGAUGGACAGUGGUGGGAACAUUCAACUUAUGGGGACCAGAAAUUUCACUCGACGUGAAUCAGCCUACAUUCGGAAGUAG